This is a messenger RNA of Spodoptera exigua (beet armyworm), 778 nucleotides long. The record is from the annotation of a GenBank genome assembly. NCBI's taxonomy places the organism in Eukaryota, Metazoa, Arthropoda, Insecta, Lepidoptera, Noctuidae.
GAACUGUCAAAGUCAAAACUCGCAUUGACAUUUGUUUCGCCCAAAUUCAUUGGAAAAGGAAUGGCAGUGAUUUUUGGAUCUGCCGGAUAAUAUUAUAAGUGUUACUGCAAAUAUAAUUAAGCAAAAUGUUACGGUUUUGUGCACAAACUACGUUCAGUCAAAGUAAAAUUCUCAUUCGACCCCUCAAUCAAAAAGAUAUAACCUCUAAAUUAAAAGCCAUUAGCAGCUGUACGAGUAUUUUGAGUAGAAAUUAUGCGGUGAAAUUGACUGAAGAAGAUAACAAGUUAGAAUGUAUAUACAAAGGUCCACUGACGCCGCAGAUUAAGGGUGUGAAAGUGUUUUCAUUAAGUUCGAGUGCCGCGGGCUUAUUGGCACAACCUAUAAUCAUUAGAGAAGCGGCGACGAUAGGCAGUACUUCGCUGCUCGUCGCUCUUUGCUCAGUAGUUGGGUUCUUUACAUUCGUUACACCCGUGUUACUGCACAUAAUCACCAAGAAGUAUGUAACAGAAAUACAUUACGACCCUACAACAUCAACAUACACUGCUACAACUAUAAAUUUCUUUCUAGCGAAGAAAAAGCUGGACUUCAAAGUAGAAGAUGUUGAGGUUCCUGAAAUUCCAGGCAUGUUCACCACAUUGAAAGCUAAAGGAACACCUCUCUUCAUAGAAGCAAGGCACUUCAAUGAUCCCCUACACUAUGCAAAAAUGAUGGGCUACGACAAACCUAUGGACUUCAAACUUGGGGACAAUAGUGCGGACCCAAGUAAAUAGAUGUAGGC